AAAUAAUAUUAGAGGCCAGCUUUUUUAUCUUUUUUUUUAAAGAGAGAAAAAGAAAAUAUAAUAGUAUACUCCAUUCAAUUUUCUACUACAUUAUUUUAGUGUUUUUAUUUUGUUUAUUAAUUUUCUCCCGUCGGAUUCCAGCUAAAAACACGAAUAUCUAUAUAUUCCAAAGUUUUAAAAAAUGGAAAUUAUGGUUAGAGAUAUUAUAACAUCCUAUUAAAUAAAUGCAUUUCCUUUUCAUAUUAUUUAGUUCUUCAAUAUUAAAAUAGCUAUGGACAGGCUAGGAAAAAAAGUUGGAAGGGAAUGAGCUAAAAAAAUUAAAAUACAGAAAGAAAAUACCUUUUGUAAUGUCACCAUUUCCAAAUUCAAAAAUCCAAUUUCUAUUUUGUUUCCACGAAAUCACACUUCAUAAAUAAAUCUAAUUUCUCUCACUUUCUUCUCAAUUUUUUUUCCCUCAUAAUUUCCAAGCUCAGUUCUGAGGAAAUAUUUUUCUUACCAAAUACAAAAUAUAUAUAUAUAUAUAUAUAUAUAUAUAUGUAUUUCCUAGACAUAUAAUUUUCCGAAAAUCCUCGCAAUAUUCGCUGUUUGAUUUUAUGUUCUUUUGAUUUUGGAGUUUUUUUUGUUUCUUUUUCUUCUUCUCGUUUAGUUCUCUUGUUGCUAUUGUUCUUCAAUUUUCUUUUUCUGGGUUGAAUGAUUUUAGCUUUGCUGUUGGAGAGUUAAAUCUUUGUUAAUCUCUGAUCAGCCUAAAAUCAACUUGUGUUUUUUAAAUCAAAAAGUAAGAUUAAUGGUUUUGGAUAUGGAGUCUACCGGAGAAGUCGUCAGGACAGCCGCCGGAGACGACGGCGGAGUCACGGUGGUGGGAUCGGACGUGCCGUCGGACUUCCGCGUAGCUCCGAGGUCGGAGAGCUCAAACCCACCUCUCGUCUCCGCUACUCCACCGCCGCCAUCGCAUCAGCCCGGAGGAGCUCCACCGCAGAAUAUCCCGGUGGCAACGGAGGGUCUCUCCGGCGGACCGAUGAAGAAGAAACGCGGACGGCCCAGGAAGUACGGACCCGACGGGGCGGCGGCGGCGCUCUCUCCGAAGCCGAUAUCGUCGCUAGCUCCGCCGCCGGCGUCUCACGUCAUCGAUUUCUCGGCGUCGGAGAAACGCGGCAGAGUGAAACCAGCCGGUUCCUUCAGCCGGAAAAAGUAUCAGCUCGAGAAUUUAGGUGAAUGGGUAAAUUGCUCUGUAGGAGGAGCCAAUUUCACGCCUCAUGUCAUCACUGUGAACGCCGGUGAGGAUGUAACGAUGAAGAUAAUCUCGUUUUCGCAACAAGGGCCUCGUGCUAUUUGCGUUCUCUCAGCAAACGGCGUCGUUUCGAGCGUCACGCUCCGUCAGCCCGACUCCUCGGGCGGUACAUUGACGUACGAGGGUCGGUUUGAGAUACUGUCGUUGUCCGGAUCGUUCAUGCCUAACGAUGUCGGCGGGACUCGGAGCAGAACCGGGGGGAUGAGCGUUUCGUUGGUAAGUCCCGAUGGACGCGUGAUAGGCGGUGGUCUCGCGGGUUUACUCGUCGCCGCUAGCUCAGUUCAGGUCGUCGUAGGGAGUUUCGUAGCGGAAGAUCAGAAACCGAAGAAGCAGAAGCAUGAUUACAUGCCGACCCCGACAGCUGCUAUCCCGAUCUCCAGCGCAUCAGAAUCCCGGGUAACCUUCCCGGCAUCGACUCUUCAAACCGACACUUGGCCGCUGUCCUUGUCUUCUAACCCCAUAAACAGACCUUCCGACAUCAACGUCUCUUUGAGUUGAACAUUUUGGACGGCCAUUUCCACACAAGUUGUACAUCUUUUCUGUAUUUUCAGCGCCAGAGUUUGCUUUCCAGAUUUCCAGUAUUAGGGUUUUCAACGAGCUGAUCUCUUUUUUUUGGUCUUAGUGAUUUCUUUUUUUUAGAUCUUCUUGUUCAAUUCCAUUUUCCUCGAAUUUCCGGUUUACCAGCUCAUACCAAAUCUGGGGAAAAGAUUUUAAGAUUCUAUUUCCUUAA
Messenger RNA from Tarenaya hassleriana, 2018 nucleotides. RefSeq names its product AT-hook motif nuclear-localized protein 1-like. The transcript has 6 exons. The coding region runs from base 785 to 1786 and encodes 333 amino acids. The record is from RefSeq and is a predicted model, not a curated record. Lineage: Eukaryota; Viridiplantae; Streptophyta; Magnoliopsida; Brassicales; Cleomaceae. Gene Ontology annotation, molecular function: minor groove of adenine-thymine-rich DNA binding.